GAACCCCCCUCUCGCCACAGACAUGUUAACAGCAGGAUGAAGCUGGAGGCCGUGGUGGAGCAGCUGCAGAAGCAGCAGCAACAGCAGCAGCAGCAGGCCCCCCUGCAGAUGGAUCCCCGGGAAAGGCAGCAGAGGCAGAUGCGGGAGGCACAGCUGCAUUAUGGCCAGCCGCUGGCAGCGCAGCAAGCGGCGCUCUCGGCCGCAUCCGGCAAGCCUUCCGGCGGCGUGGCCCACGCCCACGCCCCUCCGGCCCGAGUCCCGCCCGUGUUCGGGGCUGCCCGAACGUUCGAUCAGAGCAGUGUGAACUCGGAGGAGGAGGAGGAGGAGGAAGGCGAAGAGGACUUGGAAGACCGAGACCUGGAGGACGGUGUCACCACCGCCACGCGCAGCAAGGACGCGGGCUCCGCUCUGAAGUAUUUUCAGCCUUCCAAAGCGGCCCCCCACAACCAAAGAGUGGCUUCCUCCUCACAUCCCUUACCAGCCCUUGGGGCGCAGCGGGGACACCAGGGAAAGGAAGAGCAGGGUAAAGACGCCGCAAACCCUCUGUAUUCUGGCUCCUCGUCGGGGAGGCAGUCGUGGAGACUGGAUGAGCAGCAGCUUAAGCAGAAUGGGAACCUGAGCUGGAACGAAGAUGCAGACAGCAGCAGAGGAAGAGAGGUGUCUCGAGACUUUGCCAAGUUGUAUGAACUGGAUGGUGACCCUGAGCGAAAGAAAUUUCUGGACGACCUCUUCGUUUUCAUGCAGAAAAGGGGGACGCCAAUCAACCGCAUCCCCAUCAUGGCGAAGCAGAUCCUGGACCUGUACAUGCUCUACAAGCUGGUGACCGAGAAAGGCGGGCUGGUGGAGAUCAUCAACAAGAAGAUCUGGCGGGAAAUCACCAAAGGCCUUAACCUCCCCACCUCCAUCACCAGUGCCGCAUUUACCCUUCGCACACAGUAUAUGAAGUACCUCUAUGCCUACGAAUGUGAGAAGAAGUGCUUAAGCUCCCCUGCCGAGCUGCAAGCCGCCAUUGAUGGCAACCGGCGGGAAGGCCGCCGGCCCAGCUACAGCUCCUCCUUGUUUGGCUACUCCCCCGCCACCACGGGGGGACCGCCUUCGCUCCUGUGCCCCCCCAAGAUACGCUUCCCCGUCGUCAGCCUUGCCCCCAGCGGCACAACCAGCAACCCCCACCUGUCUUCGGCGGCAGCUCUCAGGAAAGGCGAUGGCAUCCCUGUGUCCGUGCCCACGCCAAAUCGCGUUGCCAUGCCUGUGACCUUGGCCAACCAGCAGGCCACCGUAGCAGCCAGGACGGCCACCCUGGAGCAGCUGAGGGAGCGGCUGGAGUCCGGGGAGCCCCCCGAGAAGGCCCCGCGGAUGACGGAGGAGGAGCAGCGUUUCGUCCAGCAGGCCUUUCAGCGCAACCUGUUCAGCAUGGCCCGGCAGCUGCCCAUGAAGAUCAAAAUCAAUGGCCGAGAAGAUAAAUCAGAUUCGGCGUCGACGGCGGCAUCAUUGAAUUGGACCCCGUCUGGCUUCGGAAGCAUUAACAUGUCGGUGGAAAUCAAUGGCACAAUCUAUGCUGGAGUGCUGUUUGCCCAGAAGCCGGUCGUCCACCUCAUAGCCGGAUCCAGCGCGCAGAGUACAGGCGGGGGGAGCAGCAGCAGCUCCCACUGCUCCCCCAGCCCCACCUCUUCUAGGGGCACCCCUAGCGCCGAGCCCUCAACCAGCUGGUCUCUCUGAGGGAAACCGAGGGGCGGGUC
Molecule: messenger RNA, 1736 nt
Organism: Euleptes europaea (tarantolino)
Lineage: Eukaryota; Metazoa; Chordata; Lepidosauria; Squamata; Sphaerodactylidae
Gene: ARID3B
Product: AT-rich interaction domain 3B
Exons: 8
Coding region: 37-1716 (559 amino acids)
Biological process (GO): regulation of transcription by RNA polymerase II
Cellular component (GO): nucleus
Molecular function (GO): DNA binding
Source: RefSeq, a predicted model, not a curated record